GUGCCCCAUUCAUGCGUGUACCAAGCGUAUAACACGAUAGCGAUGUGCCACAGCGAAGCACUGGCAACUGUGAAUGAAAUAGUUAGAUCUGUCAGUGCCAACUAACUCUGCCAUCGCGUAGCAGACAGUAUCUUGAACGAUAGAAUCUGAUCGUUAAUCUUCAAACCUGUCAAAAAAAAUCAGCCCUUCAAAGCUGUUACUUCACAUUUAACUAUGACAAUGAUUGAAAUUAUCUGUGAUUUGUGAGCGUGAAAAAUGUUGAGUUUUUUAAAAACUUGUAAAAUGCGAUCAACAGUCGGAGACAGGACGAAUGAGUCUACGAUCUCAUGCUUGUGGAAUUUUUUAGUCAGGUGUGCUAUUGGGUGAAUUGCGGUUCAUCAUCGUGCGAAGUGUUUUGAGUUCUUGUUUUUGAUUUUUUUUUUUUGAGGGAGAAAAGACUUGGGUGAGGAAUCUGCACAGUUACAUAAAAUUAAAAUCGAAAUGAGCGAUUUUCAAGUUACGAUUGCUGUCGAAAGCUGACUACCAAUCGGCGUAAGUCCCCUGAAUUCUCACAUUUGGUUUAAAUAAUUCAUCUUUAGUUAUGCAAUGAUUUCGAAAAGUGGGCGAAAUAACAAGGCAAUUACGCAGGCCUUUUACACACAAUUUUUGGGAAUUAUAGAACUAAUAUUUGAGGAGAAUUGUCUCGUGUUUUUUUGGGAUUACCUCAGCCGUACGGUAUCAGUAGCUGAAUUCGAUCGCUACCUGCGCGAGAUUUUCUCUGUGAAUUCACCAAAAUGACGGGAGAAUCAGUCUUCGGUGAAGAUGCGAGUGUGGUCAUUGCUGGGUGGAUGAGGACUACUUAGUGUCGUGAGAUUCAGAGAGAAAAUUCUACGAGACUGAAGAAUUGCUUCAUAACUCGUCAUAUCAGUAAUCAAACAUUUGGUCUAAAUUUAAAUAGAUCCAAUUAACUGUUCUUGAGACAAAAAAUUCGAACAUUUUACGAUUCGUCUGCUGAUGAGGUGAGUGAUACACAUGAGAUAGGGGAGAACGCGAAAGAUAACGCAUUUAAAAGGCAAUCACUCUUACAUUAUUUAUUUAUUUUCGACGAAAGUCGUUGCAAACAGCUGCAAUUUUUGGAUAAUUUAAUUUACGUAAUAAUUGAUGAUAGCUGAAAAGGGACAGUUCGCAGGGUGAUUUUAACGGUUUUUCCAAAAGCACUAAAAUGAGUUUCAAAAUGGAGAAGGAAAUGCUCAACGCUCAUGCCAACAAUCGAGGCAGGAGUCGUUCUCUGAGUGGACCAUGUAAGGAGCCUCUAUUACCGAGUAAACGCAACUCGUAUAGAAUGACACCAACCGGUAACCGAUCUCGCACUGUCUCCGAAACAAAUACGACUGCUGCACUGGCAGCACCGCUGACCGGUGAUGAUUGUCAAGAGGUGACGAUACUCGAUGAAAAUGGAGAUGGUGGAAGAUUGCCGGACGUCGUCGCCGAGAGCAGGCUCUGCGGUGGUGCCAAUGAACCUGUUGAGUCCUAUCUCGCUAUUACAAUUCAAGUAUUUAUUCCAUUUCUCGUUGCUGGACUUGGAAUGGUCGGAGCUGGUCUCGUUUUAGAUAUUGUUCAGCAUUGGGUAGUAUUCGAAAAAGUCAGUGAAUUGAUGAUUCUGGUACCAGCGCUGCUAGGAUUAAAAGGAAAUUUGGAGAUGACUCUUGCCUCUCGUCUAUCCACCCAAGCCAAUCUCGGUAAUAUGGAUGCACCUAAGCAACAGUGGUACAUGAUCGUCGGCAAUUUAGUCCUGAUUCAGUGCCAGGCAAUCGUAGUUGGAUUCCUAGGAUCGGUGGUAGCGAUUGUGAUGGGGGCCUUCAGAAAUGGCACAGUAUCACUGGACCAUACUUACCUCCUCUGUGCCAGCAGUCUCGUAACAGCAUCUCUUGCAUCGUUUGUUCUCGGAUUAAUAACAGCUGGAGUAAUCGUCUUCUCGAGGCACUGUCACAUAAAUCCCGAUAACGUGGCAACCCCCAUUGCUGCCAGUCUCGGGGAUAUCACUUCUCUGGCGUUGCUCUCAUGGAUAUCCACGAUUCUCUAUGAGGCAAUUGACAAGCAGGACUGGCUAGCACCCCUCAUUAUCGCGUGUUAUAUUCUCAUCACUCCCCUGUGGGUGUGGAUUGCUAAAAGGAAUAAAUACACCAAUGAUGUGCUUUACUCGGGAUGGACACCGGUCAUGGUUGCCAUGCUUAUCAGCAGUUGCGGAGGAUUGAUCCUAGAAUUCAUGGUCUCUCGUUUCGAGAAUCUCACAGUAUUUCAACCAGUAAUUAACGGAGUCGGUGGCAACUUGGUUGCAGUGCAAGCAAGUAGAAUAUCAACAGCCCUUCACAAACAGGCAGAUCUGGGAACCCUUCUGAUUCCACCAGGCCACACCCACCCGGUGAUCUUCAUCACUCCAAUCGCAAAUUUCUUUGGAAAAGGUUUGCACGCUCGAACGACACGAGUUUUGAUGGCCAUGGUAAUACCUGGUCACAUAAUUUUCAUAUACAUGAUCAAAUACAUGAAGGACGGCGACACUUCACUAACACCACUCUUCGUCUUCGUUUAUCUUUGUGCUGCAAUGCUCCAGGUUGCAGCACUCCUGUACAUUGCCUACAUCAUGAUCCACUGGAUGUGGAAAAGGAGAAUUGAUCCAGAUAACUCAGCGAUUCCUUAUCUAACUGCCAUGGGAGAUCUCCUAGGUAUUAGUUUGCUUGCUAUAGCUUUCCAAUUUUUGUAUCUCGUCGGUGAUCAGGAGUACGACGACGAAACUUUGAAGCCUUAGAAAUUAGUUUAGUAUUUUUCUCGAUACGUGAAGAAAACGAAGUGGAUCAUGGAGGAUAAUGGUUACAUGACUAAUCAAACUCAACACUAAUUUGCGAUUAGAAUCAGCUAAAAGAUAGUAGAGAAGUCUGUAGAUAUCCGCCAAUAAUUUCCAACAAAUUAAAAUUUUAACAGCUCGCUUUUUCAUUGUGUUGACUAGUCAUAGGACCACGAAAACAUAAUUACGAUGACAGCAGAACCUAACAAUCCUUGGCUCUCAAUAUAGCGACAGUUGAGGCAUGCAACGAACAAACAAAACCUACUUAGCUGUUCAAUGCAAUUACGGUUAAUGAAUGUUGUGUUAAAAUCGUUAACUAGCUGAAAAGUUUCAAUGAAACUGAAGUAUCUUGUCAUAGUUGCCUUUUUAUCACCACUUCGGGUGAGCAAAAAGUCUAGUAAAAUGGCCUUCGAUAUUUUGAGAGGAAUUGUCCAUAGAAAUCAUCCCCAAAUCUGUAAAAAAAUCCCCUCUAUUUUUCAUGAUAGUAUCUAAUGAAGUGAGCAAUGCCCGAAAAAUUUCGUGUAAAACGUAUGAUAUUAAUUUGUAAGAUCUCAUUGAGACUAGUCUCGAUGUAUAGGAUAUGUCUAGAUCCAUGGAGAUCAGCGAUUUUUAUGAUAAAUGCAGGGAUAGAAUCACACUCAGGCAAUCUAGUGGAAUGUGCAAUGAUCAAAAAAUUCAUCUAUAUCUUUGAGAGACAAUAGAUCUCCAGGUGAUGUAGAUCACGAGAGUGUAUAGAAAUUUUGAAUUAAGUAGUAGAUUAAACUCACUGUAAAUACUAUACAUACACCUGAAUGUCACGUCCUUCUUUGGAGGACGUAUAUAUUUAUGAAUGAAGAGAAUGUAACACCAUUCACAUCACGGAUUUGACAAUUGAGUUUGAUAAAGACAGCUCUCAGUAUUAAAUCAUAUUUUGUAUAAACUUCAUGAUAAAUAAAUUGCCAAGACGAGUUGGAGAAUACCAAGGAACUAUCUGUGCAUUUCCAGAAGUGUUAAAUUGAAGAAAAUGUCAAUAAUCUGUGCCGUCGAAAGUACUUCCUAUCGAGUUCGAUGGAACGGACCCUAGAUUAGAUAUAUGUGCAAUACAAAAUGCGACAAAUAUAAAUUCUUGGUCGUAGGAAAAAUAUUCAGUAUAUUUUUCAAUCGAAAUAGAUAAAUAUGAAUGAGUCAUCAAUUUAUGCGGCACUACAGAAAAUAGUCAUCCGAGUGAUAGAGUAUUUACUUGAUGAUGCUGCUUCAUGGAGAGAAGACAAAGUCUCACAAUCUAAUUUUGAUAACAACAUGUUAAUUAAUUUCUCAUCUGUAAAAGCAAAUAAUAAAUGAUGAAUUUCAUUGUUCUAAUAACAUUUAAUCAGUGUGAAUAUAAAUAGCCAACGAAGUACAAAAAUAGUAGUCGAGUGAAUGAUAAUCAUGUAGGUAUACUGAAGUUCGUGGACAAUAUUCUUCGAAAUAAACUGAUAAUGUUCGUGUAUUCAAGUAUAAACAA
Diachasmimorpha longicaudata is the source of this 4304-nucleotide messenger RNA. Its product is annotated as solute carrier family 41 member 1-like. Gene Ontology annotation, molecular function: monoatomic cation transmembrane transporter activity. Gene Ontology annotation, cellular component: plasma membrane. Gene Ontology annotation, biological process: monoatomic cation transport. The record is from RefSeq and is a predicted model, not a curated record. The transcript is spliced from 7 exons. The coding region runs from base 1202 to 2785 and encodes 527 amino acids. Lineage: Eukaryota; Metazoa; Arthropoda; Insecta; Hymenoptera; Braconidae.